This is a messenger RNA of Dermatophagoides pteronyssinus (European house dust mite), 543 nucleotides long. RefSeq lists its product as uncharacterized. NCBI's taxonomy places the organism in Eukaryota, Metazoa, Arthropoda, Arachnida, Sarcoptiformes, Pyroglyphidae. The record is from RefSeq and is a predicted model, not a curated record.
AUGGAUGAACGUGGUAAAAAAUCUCGUAAAUAUUGUCGAUUAAUAUUGUAUACGUUUGGUCGAAUAGCACGAAUAAGUAAACAGAUAAAUAAACAUUUAUCAUUUCAUUUACUAAUAUGGCUUAUAAUGCAAUCAUUAAAUAUAACAUUAAUAUUUUGUAUUGCAAGAUUAACUACAAAUAAUAGUAAUUUUUUUCUUAUAUUACGUAUAUUUUUAUUCGGUAGUUAUAUUGGUUUAAUAUCAAAAUUGAAUGAAAAUAUUUCAAUACGAUUAAAAAAUAUUUGUAAAAUAUUAUUACAACCAUAUUGGAAAUUAAUCAAUCAACAACAAUUAUCGAUGAAUAAUAAUCGAUUAAUGUUUAAUGAUGAAACAUUGAUUAUUCGUCAAUUUGAUCCAAUACGUUUAUAUCAAUUAACAAAUAUUUAUGAACAAGAUUUUCAAAUGUCCAUUUAUCAAUUUACAAAUAUUGAUUUUUCAUUUUUAAUUACAUUAACAUUAUUUAUUAUUGAAUAUGGUGUAUUUAUUGUACAAACUAGUUUAUAA